Messenger RNA from Pimephales promelas (fathead minnow), 3278 nucleotides. Its product is annotated as interleukin-6 receptor subunit beta. Lineage: Eukaryota; Metazoa; Chordata; Actinopteri; Cypriniformes; Leuciscidae. Gene Ontology annotation, biological process: cytokine-mediated signaling pathway. The record is from RefSeq and is a predicted model, not a curated record. Gene Ontology annotation, cellular component: external side of plasma membrane; signaling receptor complex. Gene Ontology annotation, molecular function: cytokine binding; cytokine receptor activity.
UAGGCUCAUGGACAAAAUUUUGCGCGCGUCUAAACGUUGCCCAGAUAUGCUGUCUAGGUAGGCAGUUCACUUUGUUCUGACUUCAGAGACAGCCUAUGAGAUUUCAAGAGGACCUGUUGCGCUGUAGUUUAAUGAGUGAUGGGAAUACCCCUCUCUUCCGUUAACUGGUAAAGCUGCGUGUGUGUACCAUGAGCAGACUGUCAAGAGGAUCCGACAAUGCGCAAGUGCUCGGCUGCAUUUUACUUCACUCUAGGUUUCCUAUCUCUCUAUACCGAAACGUCAACAGGUCCCUGCAACUGCAACAACUUAAAAGAUCAAUGUAACAACACAGAAGGAGUCUAUGAUUUUACAUGCUUCAUAAAAAAUACAAUUUCUAAAAAUAAUCGUAAAUUCGUCUGUGAAUGGAAAAACGGAGGAGACUUAUCAACCUCAUUCAAACUCUACGCAAAACAGAGGCAAUGCAGUUGUGAACUCAUACAUAAGACGAAUGCAACUGAAUUGACUUUCAAUACCUUUAAAGUAAUAAAAUGGAAUAUAACAGCUCACAUAAUUGCAACCAGUGAAGAUCAAAGCCGCCGGUGCACCUACAAAAAUUUCAGUGGAUAUUCAACGCAGAUAACACGGUGCGGUCCUCCCUCUAAACAGAAUCUAAUUUUUAAAAGAAGCUCUGGUCAUUUGUCUGUUGAAGUGGACUGGGGAGAUGAAAGAAAUUAUAUUAAAACGUUCUCCGUAAAGUAUAGAGAGUUCAACACUGCAAUGUGGAAAGAGCAACAGUCUAAAAACAGCAGAGAGUGUGAAAUGUGGAAUGUGACGUCUUCUCUGCCGUACGAGUUGCAAAUAUACUGUGAUCGCAAUGAAGAGUGCGCGCAGUGUCCACUCAGUGAGGUCAUCGUGGUUCCGCGGGAACUCACAGAUGCACCAUCAAUCAAAUUGGAGUUUCAAGACCAUAUACAAAACCCUUUUAUAUCAGCAGGACAGAGAAAAGUGGUCGUGAUGUGGGAGUAUGCAAACAGUGAGGCUGUGGCUGACUACAAUGUGACCGUGGGAAAAGUAUCCGGGGAAAACAUCACUCUGUGUAACAGUUUCAGCACUAAAGAUCCAUCUCUCACCCUAAUCCUGUCUUACUCCGCUUAUAAUAUCAGCGUCAGGGCUUUGAACAGUGUUGGAUCGUCUCCUGUUUCCACUAUAGCCAUUGAGCAAAUGGAUGAGUGGAGAGAUUCACUUGGGCUGUUAAGUGUUAACAUAACCAGGAACAACAGUUUCAGUCUGUCCUGGAGCAGCGCGGUCUCUAGCGUGUGUUACUGUGUGGAGUGGUGGGCCAAAGGACAGAUUCCAGCUUUCCAAUCAUUCUACGUGAAGCAGACGCACAGAGAAAUAACCGAGAAAUCUAAGAGAAUUUUUCAGCCCUAUACGAGAUAUUAUUUCUCUCUGCACACCAGACCAUAUCUGGACACCUGUGACCUGAAGAAUGUGAACAACAGUGAGAGGACAUAUGGCACAGCCCAAGCUUAUUUCAGUGAAGAAAGUCCGAUUAGUGCUCCUGGGAAUGUGAGCAUUUUGAAUAUUACCCAGUAUUCCUCAGUGAUCACGUGGAGUCCCGUAUCUGAGGAAGACUUGCGUGGAUUCUUAUUAGGUUACUACAUCUACUACACUGAGGACAGUAAUGAAACAUCAUUUAAAGUGGAUCCCAGCCUAAACAGUUUUAAGCUGCUGAAUCUUAAAAGCAACAGUGCGUACCGUGUACAGCUGUCUGCAUUUACAGCGGCUGGAGAAGGAGAGCGCAGUGAUUUCAAACACUUUGUCACAAACCCGCCAGAAUUCACUGCUUUGAGCAGCAUUAUAGCUGCGGUGAUUGUGGGAAUAAUAAUUCUUUUACUAGCGGUUCACCUCAGCUGUCGGCUUCUGCACAGAGCCAAGAAACUGAUGUGGCCAAGUAUACCAAAUCCUGAGAAUAGCAAUGCGGUUCAGAAAAUUGAAAUUGCUUAUGAACUGGGUAUCCUGGAGCCACUGAACAGGCAGCGGUUAGAGGAUAGUGAGGGAUGUGAUUCCAGUACAGUGUGUGUUGUUGAGAGCAAAAGCAAGGUGACUCCACUCAGCAGUCCUCCCAUUUCUCACGCUGGUAUGAAGCCCACCAUCCUUCUUCUCAGUGAAGAUCAGGACAGCCCAUCCAUCCUGGAUGAGAUCACACCCCCAGACACACCAACACAAGUCCCCACCAGAGAUUCUGUUUCCACAGGGUCCUUCCCUAUGGACUUUGGUAUGACAGACUCCACUUUUAGCACUUCUGUUGACAAUGGCAUCACAAGUUUAGAAAGCAAAGACCCCGAAGAGACCAUCUCCAACAUGACACGGUCAGACUUCAACCCAGCGUCCCAACCUGCUGUUGUUUUCAUGAGUGAUUACACCACCAUGGAGAUCUUCCAGCAGGUCACUAUGCUUGGGAUUCAGGGUCCAUCCAUCCAAACAGUGAAACCAGAAUUUGUUUCUGUACAUCCAGGGCAGGAUUACAUUCAGCAGUCCUGUUUUUCAAGAAAUAGACACUCUAAUAUCCCAUCAGGGCCAUGUAAUGGUGAUGAAGUUUUGAACCCAGAAAUCACAGUGCUCUGAAGUGCAUUUAUCCAGUCUACGGGCUAGCCUGACGAUGUCAUACUCAGAUUCUAGUCAGAAUGUGAGUCUGAUACUGCUCCAUUGCGCUGUGAUAAUGGGGCGCGUUUCAACCAAACCAGGAAAGAAAAUCCCUCUGGACUCAAUUGGAUCGACAAUGCCUUGAUCGCGGUUCUCUGUUACUUUUUUAAAAUGAAUGCGCAUCUUCCAUAACAGACACGAUGGCUGAAUCUACACAUCUAAAUUCUCCAGCGGCAGCCACCCUUUGUUGUAAAGGAAUUCAUUUUACAACAAAAGCACUAUUUGGUGACGUGGAUGAUUACAUUACGGUUGAUCAUUAGUCCAUCAUUGUAUAAAGCCCGCCCUGACAAUUUGAUUGGUGCGAACAGCUUUGGUUUGGGCAUACUUGCUUUACAACGGAUCAAGUCCAGACCGAACGUCCCAUCCUCAAAUGUUGUGGACAAGGGCUAAGUUCGGCUGGCAUCCAGGCUAUCAUAAGGCUUCACUAGAUCCGAGGAAUAAAGGGAUAACCCCUAGCACCACCAUUCAGUGACACAGAGUCUCGUUCCCUUUUCUCAGAGAGCCGAGGUUAUGUUAGGUAACCGGAGAUGUUUUUCGGUUCGGUUUGAAUAUCGUUUCACCCCUACUGUUCACACUAAAUAUGACUAUAUUAU